AAGAAGCACCCUGAAUUACGUCAAGCCGAGCUGUUGGCAGCAGCAUCAAAAUCCUUCCUGCGGGAAGUUCUUGGGAGCCCUGAGGAUUAUCUCAGUGAUAAUGGUGCAACUCUUGUCUUCAAUACUGUACUCGAGAAGUGCCUUGAUGUUGAAGGGUCCCAGGAGGCAUUCCAGCUUCUAGCAGAAAAGAUCAAGGAACCCUUGGUCCCAGGGGAAGUGAAACACAUUGUGGAACGUUCAGCAACACAUCUCAUGCUCAAGAAGCUCAUUAUGGAAGAAACCUCGGUCUCCGACCGGGACAAUGGGGACCAUUCCCAUUGUCUAAAGCAGCUUCGAGAGGGUCUUGCACCUGCCAACCCGCUCGCAGGAGGGUUUCACAGGGACUGGCGGGACCCC
Darwinula stevensoni is the source of this 396-nucleotide messenger RNA. NCBI's taxonomy places the organism in Eukaryota, Metazoa, Arthropoda, Ostracoda, Podocopida, Darwinulidae. The record is from the annotation of a GenBank genome assembly.